Molecule: messenger RNA, 381 nt
Organism: Helianthus annuus (common sunflower)
Lineage: Eukaryota; Viridiplantae; Streptophyta; Magnoliopsida; Asterales; Asteraceae
Product: low temperature-induced protein lt101.2
Exons: 2
Coding region: 87-251 (54 amino acids)
Cellular component (GO): membrane
Source: RefSeq, a predicted model, not a curated record
CAAUGCAAACGUUUGUUCCCCUGUGUUGUAUCUACCCACAACAUUGAAAAAUACUAAAACUUACAGGAUCAAUCAAUCAAUCAAUCAUGGGUGCUGAAACAUUCGUGGAAAUCAUUCUUGCAAUCAUCUUGCCUCCUAUUGGCGUCUUUCUUCGAUAUGGUUGUGGUAUCGAGUUUUGGAUAUGCUUAUUGCUGACAUUUUUGGGGUACGUUCCGGGGAUUAUAUACGCAAUUUAUGUUUUGGUUGUGUAGCGAUUCGGAAUUUAGUGCUUUUGAUGGUUUGAAAAUGAUAGUGAUCCAAGGACUCGAGACUUUUUUUGUUGUUUUGAAAUUAGUGUGUGAUCCUGUAACACGUUAUUUGAUUUAUUAGUUGGUUUAAGAA